This is a messenger RNA of Eubalaena glacialis (North Atlantic right whale), 6814 nucleotides long. It is a transcript of the gene LAMP2, whose product is annotated as lysosomal associated membrane protein 2. Gene Ontology annotation, cellular component: autophagosome membrane. Bases 116 to 1354 code for a protein of 412 amino acids. The transcript has 9 exons. Gene Ontology annotation, biological process: cellular response to starvation; autophagosome maturation; protein targeting to lysosome involved in chaperone-mediated autophagy. Lineage: Eukaryota; Metazoa; Chordata; Mammalia; Artiodactyla; Balaenidae. The record is from RefSeq and is a predicted model, not a curated record.
GUCCUGGGUUUUGCAGCGUUGUGGUCGGUGGUCAGCGGCGCUCUUGCCCCGGUUCCGCGAGGCUUUUCUCUGCUGUCGCUGCAGUUGUCGCCGCAGCAGCCUGCUCUGCGGGAUCAUGGUGUGCUUCCGCCUCGCCCCGGUUACGGGCUCCGGGCUCCUUCUGCUCUGCCUCGUCCUGGGAGCUGUCUCGUCUUAUGCAUUGGAACUUAAUUUGACAGAUUCAGAAAACGCCACUUGCCUUUAUGCAAAAUGGCAGAUGAAUUUCACAAUACACUAUGAGACCACAGACAAACAUAAUAAAACUGUAACCAUUUCAGACCUUGGUGCUGCAAAGUACAGUGGAAGCUCUUGUGGGGAUGACCAGAAUGGUCCCAAAAUUGCAGUGCAGUUUGGAUCUGGUUUUUCCUGGAUUGUGAAUUUUACAGAAGAGGAGACGUCUUCUUAUUCAAUCGACAGCAUCUCAUUUUCCUACGACACUAAUGAUAGCACAACAUUUCCUGAUGCGAAAGAAAAAGGAGUUUUUACUGUUUCUGACCGUUUGGCAUUCAAAGUUCCAUUGAAUGACAUCUUUAGAUGCAAUAGUUUAUUAACCUUAGGAAAGAAUGAUGUUGUCCAGCACUAUUGGGAUGUUCACGUACAAGCUUUUGUCCAAAAUGGCACAGUGAGCACAAAAGAGUUUUUGUGUGAUAAAGAUAAAACUUCAACCACAGUGGUGCCCAUCGUUCCCACCACUGUGCCAUCUCCUACUACAACACCCUCUCCAAAGGAAAAGCCAGAGGUUGGAUCCUAUUCAGUUGUAAAUAGCAAUGGGACGUGUCUUCUGGCUACCAUGGGGCUGCAGCUGAACGUUACUCAUGAUAAGGUUGCUUCGGUUAUUAACAUCAAUCCCAACACAACCAACUUCACUGGCAGCUGCCAUCCUCAAACUGCUCUACUUAGGCUGAGCAGCAGCAGCAUCAAGUAUCUGGACUUUGUCUUUGCUGUGAAAAAUGAAAACCGAUUCUAUCUAAAGGAGGUGAAUGUCAGCAUGUAUUUGGUUAACGGCUCUGUUUUUAGCAUUGCAAAUAACAAUCUCAGCUACUGGGAUGCCCCCCUGGGAAGUUCUUAUAUGUGCAACAAAGAGCAGACUGUUUCAGUGUCUGGAGCAUUUCAGAUAAAUACCUUUGAUCUAAGGGUUCAGCCUUUCAAUGUGAUGGAAGGAAAGUAUUCUACAGCUCAAGACUGCAGUGCAGAUGACGACAGCUUCCUUGUGCCCAUAGCGGUGGGAGCAGCCUUGGCAGGAGUGCUUAUUCUAGUGUUGCUGGCUUACUUUAUUGGUCUCAAGCGCCAUCAUGCUGGAUAUGAGCAAUUUUAGAACCUGCAGUCUGAUUGAUUAUAUAAAAAUACAUGCACAUAACAAGAUUUUCUUCCCUUUCAGUUUUGAAAUACUUUGUUCUUUAAGAUUGAUAUAUUGAAACUUUACUUCUUAAAUCAGUCCCAGCAUUUUGAGAUAAUUCUUUAUUGAUAAAAACUGUUAAUAGAACAGCAUAAAAUUUUUAAAAAAAUGUUGUAUUUACUGGUCCUGAAGACAAACUUGUUGAAAAGAACAUCGGUGUGUGGUGUUUUAAGGUCUAUCUUAAGAAGCCUUGGCCAAAUUUUGAUUCUAACCCAAGAUGCCUUAAACUUAUUAACAUGGCCAUUAUAAAGAUAAAAUAUGUAGUUGUCUCCUAAUGGAAUUAAUAAAUAUUGUUUCACUACCGGUGUUCUGUUUCAGUGUAUAAGAAUUAUCCUGAUUUAAGCUCAUCACAGUGCCUUUGCAUAUAGUUCAUUAAAUAAAUGUUGAUGUGGCAUAAAUGCCCAUCAGAUGCUUAAACUUGGUUUUCAGUUGAAUGUCCUCAGGACCAUCAGCAUUUUUUAGGUUAUGUGACUUUCUUUGAAGAUGAAGUCAGUAUCUUUGGCUUGUGACUUUUCCCUAGGUAAAAAACAGACCCAAGAGGCUGCAACAGAGCUUCAACUGGCUUCAGAAUUAGAGUUUUCAAAAAACUUUCUUUUUCAGCAAUAAUAGACAGAAAGGAUUCAAGCAUAUUUAACCACUUGCCUUUUUUAAAAUGUUUUUCUCUUCCUUGGAUGCCUGAUUAGCAUUGCAAGAUAGAAAUAUUCUAUGAACUAAUUAGGAGAGAUUGUGUUGUGUUUCUCUACCUCAUCUUGUUGGUCUCUAGAGCAUUAAAAUCUAUUUAGUGUUGUCAUCAGACUGGUACUUAUGAGCUGUAAGCAGCAGCAAUCUCAGAAGGGAGGCAGCGAAGCAAAGCAGCAACUCGGCUCCUGCCUUUUCCAAGACGGCCCCUGUGGGGCAGAGCAUAGAUGGGGUGUAGACAGAAGCUGUUGGCAUGAAAAUGAGCUAGAUAAUCAGCCCCUGUUGAAGCACGCUCCAUGUUAGAAGUGCAGCACAGAUAUUGAAUGUAUAGACAAAUAAGAAGGAAGCUUAAUCAGUAGACUCGAGAAUUUCACAUGGAAGUGAUUAUUUUAUUAAUUCAUUCUGUGUAUAUAUUGGCAUGUUCAGAAUUUUUGUAAUUCACUGAUUACAGCAUUUUGGUACCCAGCUAUCAGUCUCUGAAGGCUUUCAGUAAAAUAUAGUAAAUCUUUUUAAUAAAAGCUAAUGUCAUUACUAAAAUCUGUUCUAUAUACUCAGAACCUCAGCAGCAUUUUUUUAUGAAUGACAAAAGUGCAAGAGGAGGAAAAGAUAAAAUUAGAGGAAAAAUGCAAGUUAUUAUUCAAUCAUAAAUCACACCAAGUAUCACAUUUUGUUAAUUGCAUUAGACUUAUACUGGCAAGGACCUUAAAGAUUCCUUACUAUAACCCCAUAAUUUUUUCAGAAAGAGGAGUGACUUCACUGAGGUUACAUAUCUAGCAGGCAACAAAACCAUUAUUAGCGUUUUGAUUAAAAAUUGUCCCAAUGAAGUCUAGUCACUCAAUAGUAAGACUAGUUUAAACUUGAAACUGUGAGAUCAGAACUGGGCACUUUGAGUUUCUGUACUAACUAAUUUCAAUAAAUGACACAUGAUACCAACUUUGUUUGCUUAAGUAUUUUUAAAAGUACUGAAUAUUGGCUUUUUCAGUGGCUCCUAUUUUGACCUCUGUUUGCUACUUCAAAGCCUAAACCUCCUUGGAUGGGAUCACAAACAUGGGAGGAAAAGAGAAGGGAAUGAACACUUGUUGACCUCCUGAUGUGUAUCAUAUACUUUAGAAAUAUCAUUUAAUCCUCAGAUACCUUAUAAUAUAGGUAUUCUUAUCCCCCUUUUACAGAUGAGGAAAGUGAGGCCCAGUUUAAAUUACUUGACCAAGGUCCUUUAGCUAGUAAUUGAAGGAAUCAAGAUUCAAACUCAGUUCUGUCUCAGUCCAGAGCUCAGAAUCUACAUUGCAUGUGCACACCGCCUUCCUGGUGGUCCAGUGGAGUGGACUACAAUGUCCAUUGGACUCUGCUAUUAUUCUUCCAGGCCACUGCUCAGCUAAAAUUACAUAUAACCUGAUAGCUACCUAAUGCUUGUAUGAAAAAAAUUAUACAGCAUUUUCUUGAUCAUGAGUCCUUUUUAACUUAGAUGUUAUUACUCAUACAGAAUUCUUAUUUAUAUUUUCACGAUAGCUGUGGCAGGGGAGAAAGGGAGUGGGGAAAUACGCAGGUAGCGGUUUUAAGUGAAGAUUCCUGCAGUGCCGCUCUUUCCCCGCAGUGCCAUUAGACAAUUCAACAUAAAAUCUUCCCAUAUUAGGCAAGCACAAUUCUUUGUUUUGGACCCUUUCCCGUUCUUCCCUUAACUUCUGCUUUUUGUACUGAGGAAUUAGGUGUGAUUUGAGAUGAAGUGACAGUGAGAGAUACAGGAGGAUCGGUUGCUUGGAAAUACUUGGGUGGACAUAGUGAAAAUAAGAAAAUAAGGGUAAUGCUGUAAAAGACUAACCUAUGUACUCUUUCAAAAUGCUUGUUUCUUGUUUUCUUGUUUCUGCUUAAUUGCAUUCCUUACUAAUUUCCUUUCCUUGCUUUCUGUCUGUUCUCUUCUAACAGCUGAAGAAUGUUCUGCUGACUCUGACCUCAACUUUCUUAUUCCUGUUGCAGUGGGUGUGGCCUUGGGCUUCCUUAUAAUUGUUGUCUUUAUCUCUUAUAUGAUUGGAAGAAGGAAAAGUCGUACUGGUUAUCAGUCUGUGUAAUCAAUUAAAUCUAGUGCUUUUUGGGGUUUUUUUGCCAUCAGAAGUUAUGUUUUCCAUUGGCUAAAGAGCCAGGAAAUGCUGUGCAAUUGAUUGUUUGAGAUAUGCAGAUUAACCUCAGUGAGUUGCUAGCUAACUUGGGCAUGAGUAGCACUAUUAGGACCAAUUUCUUCUUUUUUUUCCUAUUUUUUUCUUCCUUUGUAAAAGUGUAAUUGAAAGAAAAAUUGUGGCUUAGAAUAUUUUUUUUUUAGUGAAUAAUGAUUCUAAGCCUCUGGAUCCAAUUACGAAAGCAUUUCUACUGAAGUAUAAUUUUAUAUGUUGCAGUUACUUGUAUUUUGCCUCUUUGACAUUAUUUGCAAAAUCAAAGCUGUUAGAGAAUUUAACUUGCUUCAGGAAAUAAAUUCAAGAACAUAGUGAAUUCGUUUUCAUUGGUGGCAAACAUAAAAUUUGGUUUGUAAUAAGACUUAGAUUCCCCACCGCCUAAACAAGAUUAUUUAAAUUCUGAUUUAAUUUUCCUGCUAGUUAAAAAGAAAGAAAGAAAGGAAUGUCUUCAUAAUAUUGUAUUUAAUAGCAAAAGUCUGGCUGUUUUCUUAAUUACUGUUAGUGGCUACUAUAUUUUAACAAGGAUGUCGCAACUAAGACUCGGUGCAGCCAAAAUAAAUAAAUAAAUAUUUUUUAAAAACCCCAAACAAACAGGGAUGUCUUUUUUUUUUUCCUACUGGAGUUUGGAAUAUAUUGAUUACCUCAGACUUGCCAUUUAUGCUGAAGGUUGAAGUAAGAUCUAUGGCGGUUUUUUUUUAAGGUGUUGAUAUAGAAAGGGUUAUUUUUUUUUAGAGUUAUGAUUUAGAAUUUUUUUUUCCCUUAGAGCCUUAACUUGUUCACAAAGUUAAUUCAUCCUCCACUAAAAAAACAAAACAAAGCUUCUCUAUUUUGUGUGCCUCCUGUACUCUCUCAUCCCCUGUAUGAAUAAGUUCUAAUUGAUAGUUUUAAUGUAUUGGUUUCUUUUUUCUCACAGCAGCAUGUGCUAACUCUAGAGGCUAGUGGGCCCUGAAGUAUCAUCAGUCAGAUGGCUGCCUGGCCAGAGCUGGACCAGGAUUAUUCUGUAAAUUUGUUGAUCUUGAUACAGACUUAUAUCCCUGUAGGGACCUCUAAUGGCUCUGGCUACUGGAGUAAGGUACUAGAGGCCACUCCUCCCAGUGUCUGCUUGAUUGGCUAGGCUAUUGAAUUGUCCUUUGAUUUGGAAGCACACUGUUGUAUUUCUCUAGUGUCCAAAUGGCUGCUUUGCACUCCUGUUAUUAGCAUAAGGCAGAUGUUUAUUUUAUCAAGCUAUUUUAUCUCUAUAUAACUAAAAAACAAAAGUUUUCCAAAGAUCUGCCUUCACUUUAAAAAUGGUCCUUGGAUUGGGACUUCCCCUGGUGGCGCAGUGGUUAAGAAUCCGCCUGCCAAUGCAGGGGACAUGGGUUCGAGCCCUGGUCCGGGAAGAUCCCACAUGCCGCGGAGCAACUAAGCCCGUGGGCCACAACUACUGAGACUGCGCUCUAGAGCCUGCGAGCCACAACUACUGAAGCCCAUGUGCUUAGAGCCUGUGCUCCACAACAAGUGAAGCCACCACACCUCAAGAAGAGUAGCCCCCACUCGCCGCAACUAGAGAAAGCCUGUGCGCAGCAACAAAGACCCAACACAGCCAAAAAUAAAUAAUUUUAAAAUGUUCCUUGGAUUAAAAAAUUAAGCCUAAACCUUAAAUAAAGUUAGUUAUUACAUUCAAGGAUUAGGUCCCCAUCUACCUCUUAGCACAAUGCAGAUGCUCACCACUGUAUUGCUGCCAUUAACUGAUGCCAGAACUCUCUGCCAAUAAAUGAAAUUGGAAAAUUUUGUUUUUUAAAAAAAAAAGAAAAUUCAUCAACAUCUUUCUUUACUCUCUUUAUAUAUAGUGCAUCUCAAAAGCAUAUAUUCCAAACUGGAGUAGAACUAGAUUGCUCAACUACAUUUCCCUUAGAACUCUCUGGUUCUGACUUGUAGACUCAAGCUCUCCUCUGUUUGCUAAGUAUAUAAAGAAUGUUUCCUUUUAAAAUGUUCUUCUUUGAAAACAAUUGCUUAUUUGUUAUUUGGUCAAAAUGAUGGCAUCAUAAAGAACAGUGGCUUCGUUUCAAAAAAUAUUUUUGAGAUGAUUGUCUAAAAGCCAGAUUAUUUAAAUCAGCUUGUGACCUUGCUAGGUAUAUGGAUUGGAAAAUUCAGAUACAUUCAAAAUUAUGGGUUCAUUUAAAAGUUUUCUACUUGUUGGGGUAGGAGACUAACAUCACUAAUUCUUCAUUGGGUAUCAUGGUUUUAUCUUAGAUAAUUAGCAAACAUGUUUUAAUUCUUCUUUGAGAAUUAAGAUUAAUUGAAAUAUAAAAUAUUAACAGAGGGUUCAAACAAUAACUGCUUCAACUCCAAUAAAAUACAGGAAGCCCAAAAUCUAUGAACUGAGUGUUCAAUAAGCUUUGCUCACUGAGUUCAUUUUUAUGUCAGUACAACAGGGGGGUCAAAUAGUAGGACUUUGAACUCAUAAAUAUAAAGAAUUGUUUUUACCUAAGCUUCUUUGGAAGAACUGAUGCCUGCUGCUACCUAAAGUUUUGUAUAUAUCAAUAUAGUAACCUAAUUA